AUGGCUUCUUGGCUGAAUCUAUCUCAAAUAUUUGACAUAUCAAUAACAUCACCUGUUCCUCAAACGGAUAAAGUGUGCAUUACGGCACUGGUUGAAUCUUGGAAUAUGUUAACGAAUACAAUACUCCUACAUGAUGAUGUCAAUAAAUUAACUGUAUCAUUUAAUAAUAUUGCCAAUAAAUCGAUAUUAAAUUCAUUGAAAAGAGAUGAUUGUAUUCAAAUUUAUGGUAAACUCAUUCGAAAUGGUCGAAACAUAAGUAAAUUAGAAGCAAUUUCUAUUCGUGUGUUAACAAAUAUUGAUAUAAACGACUAUUAUAAAGCGUUAGAGUUAACUCGAUCGUAUAUGACACAUGUUGAUCGGAAUGUUGGUGCAUUUAGAGAUAUUUUAUAA
Didymodactylos carnosus is the source of this 390-nucleotide messenger RNA. Lineage: Eukaryota; Metazoa; Rotifera; Eurotatoria; Philodinida; Philodinidae. The record is from the annotation of a GenBank genome assembly.